AUGCCUCGACCUGUUGCAGAGAUCCUCCUGUUCGCAAAGAGUGCUUUAAGCAAGAUCCAGCAAAGAUCGUAUUUCGAUUCAGUGCUGUGUCUCCAGGACAUACCGGCGAAGUCGGGAUUCGAGCCUGCGAAAAAUCGGUUCGAUGACUUUCAAGCGAUCCACAGCAACCAGACACCAGCAAUUCACUGGGUGCCAGGAUCUCACAGAUACUGGGACUGGUCUCUCGACGCAUCGUCGACCAACAAUGACAGCACUGCCAUCUACAAGACAGCCAUCUUUGAUCCCACAUACGGAUUCGGGGGGAACGGGCCGUAUGUUGAAGCAACUGCUGAGCAGAAUCCGCUGAACAUCACUGGUCAUACUGGUGGCGGCUCUGUCACGACUGGUCCCUUCACUUACCCCGAGUUCAAAAUCAACGUUCCAUCGACGGGAUGCCUCAAGCGCCACUUCACCCCGUGGAUCAUGAACUAUUUCGCUUAG
Molecule: messenger RNA, 480 nt
Organism: Diaporthe citri
Lineage: Eukaryota; Fungi; Ascomycota; Sordariomycetes; Diaporthales; Diaporthaceae
Exons: 3
Coding region: 1-480 (159 amino acids)
Source: RefSeq, a predicted model, not a curated record